AUUAAACGUGUCACAAAAACACAGUCACGUCGUCCGUCUCUAUUUUGUAUAAUAAGUUGGGGCCUACCUCCAUGGUUGGGGAGAGUGGUGAACAAACCCAUCAAAUCGCUAUCACAGAAAGAGCCAGAAAUCGAGUCAAGUUCGACAUUCAGAGAAAUGUGAUAUAUUUGACAGCAACAACCUUGAGGAGGAUACAAGAUGUCUUUCUUUGAGGGACUUGGUUCAGCCGUAGAAAAAAGCACAGUUGUUCUGGACAUUGGCGCUGCAUAUACCAAAGUUGGUUUUGCAAGCGAGACAGGACCUCGUGCAAUCAUCCAAAGCUCCGUAAAGCAGCCUCGUACCGGCCAAGAGGUGAAAGUGUGUGAUUUCUCAAACUCAGAGGAACUCUAUGAUGUUUUAGUUGACUUUCUACAUGUUGUGUAUUUUCGUCACCUGUUGGUAAACCCUCGGGAUAGGAGGCUAGUAAUCUGCGAGUCCAUCCUCUGCCCAUCACAGUUUAGAGAGACAUUGGCCAAGGUUCUGUUCAAACACUAUGAGGUUCCUUCAGUUCUCUUUGCACCAUCUCAUCUCCUGGCUUUAUUCACACUUGGCAUAGAAACAGCUCUUGUCCUUGAUGCUGGCUACUCUGAGACCAUCGUCCUGCCAAUCUAUGAAGGUGUGCCUAUAAUAAAGGGAGUACAGGCCUUGCCUUUGGGAGCUAAGGCCAUUCACAGUAACUUGCAAAGUAGACUUUUGGAAGAUGGUGUGGUGAAAGGAAAGGGUGAUGGAGAUAGAUCUUUAUCAUCAGCAAUGGGUAGCAUACCAGAGGAAACAUUAGAGGAUAUUAAAGUGAGGACGUGUUUUGUGACCAACAUGGAUAGGAUAAAACUCAUACAACAAAGCAUACUACAGGCUGACCCAAGCAAGAGGCCAGCUACACCUCCUGCUGUGGAAUAUCCUCUAGAUGGAGGUCAAAUCUUGACUCUUAGUGGAGAUAUAAGAGAAACAGCAUGUGAGGUUCUCUUUAAUCAGGACAAUGAAGAGACAUCCAUAGCAACAUUGAUUCUUGACUCUAUUCUCAAGUGUCCUAUUGAUAUGCGGAGUGUUCUGGCCAGUAAUCUUGUUACCAUUGGAGGUACAUCAAUCCUUCAAGGCUUCAAUCACCGUCUUCUUGCAGAGGUCCAUCAGCUCCUGAAGAAACCAAAGUAUAGAGAAGAUUUAGCUGUCACUAUGUUCAAGAUACAUGAGCCUCCAUCACAGGCUAACUACACUGCAUGGCUUGGAGGUGCCAUAUUUGGGGCUUUGGAGAUCCUAAGCUACAGAUCACUGUCCAAGGAUGCUUAUCUGAAAUAUGGUAGAGUGCCAGACUGGUGCUCAUUAGACCAAAGCACAAUGGAGAUUGAUCCUCUUAGUAAAGAUAAAACACCUCGUCGUUUAUUCAGGGAAUCCUUUGACAUGCAGGCUAGUUUUGAGAAAUAAAGGACAGUCUGAUGUUAUAUAUCAUUGGUACGUGAGUGAAUCAAACUACUUUUACAGUUGGUUUUGAAGAGAUGAUUAUGUGAAACUGUGAAAGACUAUCUGGAAUUGUGGUUGUUGCUUAACGAAUUACAGAAUAUUAACAGUUAAUUUAUUUAUUAAUGUAUUUGCUUGUUAUGGUAUUUAUUAAGUUUUGGACUCAUGUUCAUAAGUUGGUAGUACAAUUGCAAUAUUGUGGGAGUUCUAAACAACUUUCGGUACCUCCUUACAUGUAUAGGGUGUUGCCCCUCUGACAUUCAACUUACCCUUCAGUCAUUAGAUGUUAGAUAUUGCAAUACUGUACUGUGACCAUUUAUCAGCUAAGACUGUGAGCCAUAAACAAAGUGUCGUCUCUGAUAGUUGUCUCUGAAUUCAUAAUACCUGAUACAUAAUGAUGAUUAUCACUUGCAAGAUGCUAUUUUGUGUCGUUAUUCACGCAAAAGGGUAAAUAUAUGCUUAGUAGACUGUCACAUGUGAAAUAGUCUCUUAUGACAUGGGUACUAGUAUUCCAAAGCUUUAGCAUCGAUCUAGUUAUAUCCAACGUGAUAUGAAAGCAGAACAAAUUUAUGUAAAUCCGUGUUUUCCUGAACUCUGUGGUACCGUUGUAGAGAAAUAUGAUGUAUAUAGUCAAACAAAUAUAACAUUUUGUAUUUCACUUUAGCUCCUCUUGGCAUUGGAAGUUGUAUUUUGAUUACCUCAGGGGCUAAUAUCGACUGUCCACUCAAAAUAAUCCAUCAUGUUAUAUUUGUACAUUGUUCUACAUUUAGCUGGUAGCAUGGUUAUACUGUAAUCAUGUACAGGUGUAGCUUAACUGACGAGUAGACAUGUAAUACUGACAUCUGAGCAAACAGGAGCAAUUCAAUCAAUAAUGGAAUAAAAGAGUAGCGAAAAGUUCUUAAACGGUCGUUUAAAAUCAGUAGGGUCGUUGCUGUGUGAUAAGAGCCUGAGCCUAAGGCGAGGGCCCUUAUUGCACGGCAACGACCCUGCGAGGUUUUAAAUGACCGUUUAAGAGCGAGUCACUACUCUUUUUAUUCCCAUUCAUAAAUGCCUUUUUGGUUAAAAGGCAUAAUGAAGUAAUAAACUCUGUAAAACUUAUCCGUUCCGACAUGCUUAAGCUCUUUACGUCUGUGUGUUGCACUGUAAUGACUGAGACAACAGUUUCCGGAUCCGUUUGUGCAUGUAUAGUCUUGGUGCAAGACAUUCUUGUUUUCUUUUCUCACACAGCGCGGCCAACUCACUGACAGCGCCCGCAUCGCCCGUAACAAGAAACGUCUUGCACCAAGACCAGCUCAUAGUAUCCGAAAAUAGCCGGUUAUAAACAGAGCUCCAGCUGGUUAUCGUCAACCGUUUAAACACCCCCACAUGACGUGCUCUCCACCAAUAGGAAUAGCGAAACUGUCUGAGGUAUUUAUUAAUUGUUUAUAAUGGCCAUAUUCCUUCAAGGGUGCUUGCUAGCAUUAUACUUUGACCCUUUCAUCAAAUUGUUCUUUUUGGACUACAGCCGUGGUCGCAUUGGACUUAAAAUGGUUAACUUACUGUCGCAAAUUGCUAACUUAUCAAGAUUAAGUCCAAUUGCGAACAGUCGGUAAUAUACGGGGCUGGUAAGUUACCGCCACGGCGCUGUUAUAUUAACAGGUCAAUUCAAGCCCCGGUAACUUAACAAUGUUAACUUAACGGGGACAAGAAAUCCAAAAUGUGACGAACGCACCACUCCGCUAAUUUAACAAUACUGUCACGUAACUUAUUUUUAAAAGGUUUGAUGAUGUCCGAACCAUUCGCGUGCAAUACACGCUGCUCCAAAAAUUUCAGGUUAAAAAGCAUAGCUGUGUUUCCACUGCGUACACAGCGUGCGGAGCCCAAGCCCGAGCUGGAGUCCAAUCUGAGGUUUUAGAAAGGCUUCUGUUGAGUUACCGGACAGAAGUUAAUCCAAGUGCGAACAGCUGUUAACUUACCGGCCCGGUUAGUUAACUUACCGGCCCGGUAAGUUACCAUACCCAAAAGACUGUUGAACUUAUUGAAACAUUACCAGCACACCCUGUACAGCGAAGUUAUUAAACUAUGCUAGAACUUUAAUUCAUUCAUUUAUUUAUUUAUUUUUAGCAUUGUAAUUAUUGUUUUGUAAAUUUUCAUUUCGUGCAAUGUUUGGUUAUAGACACCGGGCACCUUUGGUAAUUGUCAAAGAUCAGUCUUCUCACUUGGUGUAUCUCAACAUAUGCACAAAACAACAAACCUGU
Messenger RNA from Asterias rubens (European starfish), 3728 nucleotides. RefSeq names its product actin-related protein 10-like. Bases 199 to 1458 code for a protein of 419 amino acids. Gene Ontology annotation, biological process: retrograde axonal transport of mitochondrion. NCBI's taxonomy places the organism in Eukaryota, Metazoa, Echinodermata, Asteroidea, Forcipulatida, Asteriidae. The record is from RefSeq and is a predicted model, not a curated record. The transcript has 11 exons.